UGUGAAUGGCAAAACGAGGAGAAGUGUAAAAAAACUAGUUAAAAUUUGCAAUUGUGAAAAGCAUCAAAUUGGCUGCCGCAACAAUACGACCGGUACUCGUACCAAACGUUAAAUCCAUUAAAUCAUAUAGAAAAAUAGUGAAAUGAAUGUUCCUCCUAGCGCUGGCAAUGGCAACGCAGCAAUGCCGAUGCAGCCAGCCACCGCAAUGGGCGGCAUGGGAUACACGCACACGCCUGGAAUGGUACCGGUGCCGCCGUUCAAUCUGCCGCCGCCGGGCUUUGGAGCGCCACCGCCGCCGGAGUUGGCGGCCGCAUUUGGAGCACUCGCCUCAAAUACGGAAUGGACAGAGCAUAAGGCGCCCGACGGACGACCCUACUACUACAAUCAGAAUACAAAGCAAAGUUCGUGGGAGAAACCGGAAGCGCUAAUGACGCCCGCAGAGCUGCUGCACAAUCAGUGCCCCUGGAAGGAAUAUCGCUCGGAUGCGAACAAAGUUUAUUAUCACAAUGUGACCACAAAGGAGACGUGCUGGGAGCCACCGCCAGAGUAUGUGGACAUGAAGGCCAAAGCUAAGGCGGAGGAAGCAGCCGCUGCGGCUAAAGCUGUUGCCGCCAUGACGUCCUCCAGCCUAGUCGGAAUGGUGCCGCAUGUGGCCCUAGCCAAUAUCCUGCCAGCUGCAUUGCCCGCAGCGCCACGCAUACCCACGCCCGAGAUACACUCACCGCUGACGCCGAGCAGCAAUGAGAACAGCUCCUCGGCCAUGGAUCAGGCAAUGGCUGCAACGCUGGCUGCCAUCGAGGUUCCGCAACAAAAUUCUAAAAAAGAGGAUAGAUCCAAUGGAGAUAACAACUCGCUCGUGUUUAAGGACAAGCGGGAGGCAAUUGAGGCAUUCAAAGAGCUAUUGCGCGAUCGCAAUGUGCCCUCGACUGCCAACUGGGAUCAGUGCGUUAAGAUCAUAUCAAAAGAUCCGCGUUACAAUGCCUUCAAAACGCUCAACGAACGAAAACAAACGUUCAAUGCGUAUAAGACACAAAAGUUAAAGGAUGAGCGCGAGGAGUCGCGACUUCGUGCUAAAAAGGCUAAGGAGGAUUUGGAACAGUUUCUCAUGUCCAGCGAUAAGAUGAACUCACAAAUGAAAUACUUUCGCUGUGAGGAGGUCUUUGCGAGUAAUCGCACAUGGACAACGGUACCAGAACAGGAUCGUCGCGAUAUCUACGAGGAUUGCAUUUUCAAUUUGGCCAAGCGUGAGAAGGAGGAGGCGCGUCUGCUCAAGAAACGAAAUAUGAAAGUACUUGGCGAACUGCUCGAGUCAAUGACCUCCAUUACAUAUACCAGCACAUGGUCCGAGGCGCAGGUGAUGUUGCUGGACAAUGCGGCAUUCAAGAACGAUGUCACGCUGCUUGGCAUGGACAAGGAGGAUGCACUAAUAGUGUUCGAGGAGCACAUACGCACGUUGGAGAAGGAAGAAGAGGAGGAGCGAGAAAGAGAGAAGAAACGUGUAAAACGUCAGCAGCGCAAAAACCGCGAUGGUUUCUUGGCUCUGCUUGACUCACUGCACGAAGAGGGAAAACUCACCUCGAUGUCGUUGUGGGUGGAACUGUAUCCCAUUAUAUCGGCGGACAUACGUUUCUCUGCCAUGCUGGGACAGAGUGGCUCAACGCCGCUGGAUCUCUUCAAGUUUUAUGUGGAGAAUUUGAAGGCACGUUUCCACGACGAAAAGAAGAUUAUACGCGAAAUACUCAAAGAGAAGCAAUUUGUUGUUCAGGCCAAGACAUCCUUUGAGGACUUUGCCACAGUUGUGUGUGAGGAUAAACGCUCCGCCAGCUUGGAUGCGGGCAAUGUUAAGCUAACUUACAAUUCGCUGCUGGAGAAGGCUGAAGCAAUUGAAAAAGAGCGAAUGAAAGAGGAAGUGCGACGAUUGCGUAAAUUGGAGAAUGAGAUCAAGAACGAAUGGCUGGAGGUGAAUGUGUCCGUUGACGAGCCGUAUGAGAGUGCCAAAAAGCUGGUCGAACAUUUGGAGGCAUUUGCGUUGUACGAGAAAGAAAUUGGCGUGGAAAAGAUCUGGGAGGACUUUAUCAAGGAAAGCGAGGAUGCGUGCAGUCAUCAUCAUUCACGAUCACGUAAAUCGAAAAAGAACAAAAAGCAUAAAAAACGUGUACGCUCCACGUCGAGAUCAGAUAUUGAGAACGAGGUGGUCGAACUAGAGAAAUUCAAGAAGCGACGCUCAAAAUCACGCUCAAAUACACUCAGUUCGAUUGGCAGCAUUGAGAGCGAAAAGCUUAUGAAAAAGAAGAAAAAGCGUAAGAAUAAAUCACGAGCUUCUUCUUACGAAUCCGAGUUGGGCAAUUUAACGCCAAUCACAAGCGUUGCACUGCAGCAAAACGAUUCCAAUUCGCAUUCACCCGCCAAAAAGAAGAAAAAGGAGAAGCGCACCAAAAGGGACAAGGAAGGUAAAAGGCAUCGAAUCAAUCGGUCUACAACGCCUCUGAGUCCUGCCGCCCAAUCAGACUCAGCGACAUCCCGGAACGAGGAGCUAACGCUUAGCGAUGGUGAACUGGAAUCAAAGCGAGCUGCGCUGCUAGCCCAGCUCAAUGAACAGUUAGACGAAUGACCUGCCCAGGUUGCAAGAUUGAAAGCUAAAUUAACAAUAACAGCAGUUAGCAUUAGUCAGCUAUAGCCAUAAUAUAGCCAGUCUGCGCAGUGUGCUUUAGUUGUGUACAAAAAAAAAACAUACGCUAAUCCAGCUCCAGCAGGUGUUUUUUCUCCUUCAGGACACGUGGACAUGCUAUUACCUGUAUCUCCUAUUGCACAUCUCAUUUGCUUUGUUCUGGAAUACUGGCCCUCUAGCACAACACAAUCCAACACAGGCAACAAAUGUAAGUUUUCCGACACCAAUAAGUUUGAUUGCAAUGAAAAAUAUAAUAUCAUCUAUAAAACAAA
This is a messenger RNA of Drosophila grimshawi, 2940 nucleotides long. It is a transcript of the gene Prp40, whose product is annotated as pre-mRNA-processing factor 40 homolog A. The transcript is spliced from 6 exons. Gene Ontology annotation, biological process: mRNA cis splicing, via spliceosome. NCBI's taxonomy places the organism in Eukaryota, Metazoa, Arthropoda, Insecta, Diptera, Drosophilidae. Gene Ontology annotation, molecular function: protein binding; RNA binding. Bases 143 to 2611 code for a protein of 822 amino acids. The record is from RefSeq and is a predicted model, not a curated record. Gene Ontology annotation, cellular component: U1 snRNP; U2-type prespliceosome.